Messenger RNA from Saprolegnia parasitica CBS 223.65, 399 nucleotides. RefSeq lists its product as hypothetical. The record is from RefSeq and is a predicted model, not a curated record. The transcript has a single exon. Lineage: Eukaryota; Oomycota; Saprolegniomycetes; Saprolegniales; Saprolegniaceae. The annotation marks the transcript as partial.
GUGAGCACGUCUUCGAACGGAUUCUCGAUCAACGACAAGCCGUCGCUCGUCUCGUACUGCCACACGCUCGAAGGCGACGACCUCGCUCAGCACGAAGCCGACAUGAAGACGCUCGCGGCCGAGUGCGGUCGUGGCACCGUCUGCACCGGCGACGUCUGCACGGUGCAGGACGAACCGAGUGUCGUCUUCUUCACGGUCAAGACCGCCGGUGGCCUCGGCGACCGCGUCCGGGACAUUGCCGGUGUCAAGGACGACGACGUCACUGGUCCGUACGCGAUCCUCCUCGACGUUCGCGGCGGCAGUGCGUAUGUGCACGACGGCUUGAACGUCGACGCGCUCCGAAAGACGCUCCAGCAGUUCCAGGACAAGGCCCUCGACAUGAAGGCGCUCUCUUUCUAA